UCACCUCAGAGCUGAUAUGGCUUGCAGCCAGCAAUUAAAUUAGUUUAUUCAUUAGUCUACAGACUACUGCAACUGCAACCUUUUGAUCAUGGCCACAAAAAGCAGGCUAAACAACAGCAAAAGAACAAGAACAACAGCCACCAAGCCCCAAGAUGAUACUUCCAAGCUGCAUUCUUUUUGUGAGGUUGGAAAUCUCUCAGGUGUACGGCAAUACAUCGACAAACUCAGCGACGAGGAGGUACCUGCAAAACUAUCAACGAAGAAAGGUGUAUUUGGCUACACACCUCUCCAUUUAGCAGUGGCUGGUGGCCACAUUGAAGUGCUGAACUAUUUGCUCUCAAAGGUUAGUAAAUCUGAGCUGGUGAAUUGCCAGGCUAACAGUGGUUACACUCCGCUGCAUCUCGCCGCAAGUAGUGGCCACAGAAACUGCAUCAAAGCUUUGCUAACUCACGGAGCAAAUAUUUCCGCAGCGGAUGAGUACAAGAAGACUCCCAAGCAGUCAGCAGAGCUUAGCUCUAAAGCAAGCAUUGUUCGCUUGCUGCGAAGUGAAGAGAUCAUCAAGGAAGUUGAAACCAAUGGUGAAAAUUUGACUGAGCUACUACAACAGGAUCUUUCACAGCUCGAAAAAGACUGUAUAACUCGAUCUCUCCAGGCUGCCACACGAAACAACAAUCCUGUAUCGAUUGGCAAGCUCCUUGUGAAAGGAGCACUCCAAAACAUUGAAGAAUGCAUAGAAAUUUCUAUAGUCGAGAACAAGCCUUGCAGUCGAGGAAUGCUACUUUUGGCAAAGGCUGCAAGGGAUGGCAACAAAUCUAUGGUACAGAAACUGUAUGGGGAAAAUGUUACUAAUCCGCACACUCUUAAUACGAAAUAUUUCAACGACGACAAUUUUCCAGCAGUACAGAAGGUAGUGAUUGAGGGAAAAGUUACAACUGUGGUUCCCAUUGAUAUUGCUCGUAAGUACGGCAAAGAUCAAGUACGUGAAGAGUUGCUAAUCAAAACAGACGUGAAUAAAGAAACUGGGAAUGUUUUUUGGCACGGUCUUCGUUUGCUGAAAUUGGAGAUUCCAUGGUUGAGACGAAUUAGUUGGGUGAAGCGAUUGAGGUUGGCAAGAAAUGGAUUCAAGUCCUUACCACAAGAAAUGGGGUCCUACCUAAAGCAGGUUGUGAAGCUCGAUCUCCAGCACAAUGAAUUGGGCUCAAUACCACGCUGUAUUCUCGAACUACCAAGUCUCGGAGAACUGAAUCUAGCUCACAACUUACUCGAAGAAAUUCCUGAUGUUGUCGAAUGGUCACCUUGCCUGGCUGUUCUGAUCCUCUCUCACAACCAUAUCUCUAAGCUUCCAGACAAUGUGAUUGCUCCAGCCAUAAGAGAACUCAACCUCAGCUUCAACCAGUUUCGCCAAGUGCCUCUCUGUAUUUGUUCCUUCAUGACCCUCCGCCAUCUCAACCUCAGUGAGAACCAGGAAAUUCUUCAGCUGCCUCCAGAAAUGGGACGUCUUAAACAGCUGACUCGAUUGCAACUAGACGGAUUAAAAGAUCUAAAUGAACCACCCAAAAACAUGCUAAAGGACGCAAGACAUUGUGUUCGCUACCUUGAUAGCAAACUCCGCUGUGCCAAAGGAUUCUACAAAAUGAAACUCAUGCUUGUAGGUCAGGCUAAUCGUGGAAAAACGACUCUUGUUGCACGGCUUCAAGGCAAAGACUGUGGAAACGAAUCCACUGUGGGUGUCGAUGUUAGCGAAUGGUCAUACAAACCAUCCCUGGGCAAACACAAAUUUUUCUUCAGCAUCUGGGAUUUUGGAGGACAAGAGGAGUACUACGCCACACACCAGUGCUUCUUGUCGGAAAGAUCACUCUACCUCAUCCUAUUCAACUUGAAACACGGCAAAAAAGGCGUUUAUGAGCUCAAACCAUGGCUGAACAACAUUGCCCUCCGUGCCCCUAACUCGUUGGUGAUUAUCGUGGGUACCCAUCUCGAUCAAGUCAGCGAUGAAGAGAGAGCUAAUGUAGACUCUACCCUACAAUGUGCUGGUCAAAUAGUCGGGUCAUACUCAAACAAGUUGAACAUUGCCGAAAUUAUGCCUGUUGGACUAACUGGACGAAUCGAAAACAUUGGACUUCUCAAAGAGGCAAUCUACAAUCAUGCUGCAAACUACACUAUACGUGACCAAGUAAUUAUGGGUCGGAAGAUUCCCGCAAGCUACCAUGCUCUUGACAAACAAAUUGAGGUUAUUCAAGGAGAAAUAAGGCAAGGAGAAAAAGAUCCAAUUAUGACCUCGGAACAAUUCAAGGCAAUGGUUCUUGAGCAAAACCUUCCAGAUCUGCACGAUGAUGAUGAGCUGCAAACUGCCACUAUUUUCCUCACUAACGUAGGCUCACUGCUUCACUAUGACGAUAGAAGCCACAAUCUCAACGAGCUCUACUUUGUCGAUCCAAGGUGGCUCUGCGAUAUGAUGUCCAAAGUGAUCACGAUCAGAGAAAGAAAUCCAUUUGUGAAGAAUGGAAUACUGAACAGUAAAGAUAUUCCAUCUCUAUUCAGAGACAAGCAAUUCCCAUUAGAACAUUUUGAGCAAUACCUCACCCUUCUCGAUCGAUUUGAGAUUGCCCUCCCCCUCGACAACAGAAGAAUGCUCAUCCCUUCCAUGUUGCUGUCAACCAGCCCACAUGAAGAAGCCUCAACUGAACCUCUGUACACUCGUUACAUUGUAUUCACGAAGGCUGCAACACCUCCAGGAUUUUGGAGUCGCCUUCUCUCCAGAAUAAUGCACUCAGUGCAAAAAAUAAUUGUUGCUCUCGAUAAGACACACACAGCAGCAACCCAGGAAGAGGCAGCCCCUGAUCAUGAAGAAUAUACUGAAGUGCCUGAGAAAUCAAAACUAUCAGUCGAAGUCACAGAUACUCCAAAAUCAUCUGACGAUGAACCCUCAAUGGAUGUUGAUAAGGAAAACAUGCCAGAACCCACAACACCCACGGCAGAAAUUGCGACAAGUUCGAUCCCCUUAUCAUUACCAGUUAAUGAAGUAAUUCUUCCAUUUUGUUUCUCUCACUUUCCUGCUAAACUGCCCAUCAACUUGCAAAACUCCUAUGCAAAGGGAGACAUCACACUGAAGUACUGGCGAGAGGGACUGCUCUACAGCGAUCCUGAGGUCCUGUUCCGAAUCGAAUCCUUCUUGAGUUUAAAAAAUAAUGGAGACGGUGUUGUACUGCGAGCCUCUUGUACCAACGAGGGAAAGCAAAUUAUCGGCCAACUUGUUGAUAUCGUCCUCUCUCUCAUUCAAGAAUGGUAUCCAGGUAUCAGUGACUCAAGUCACGGUGGCUCUGGAGUUGGUCAGAAGGUUCUGUGCAUUGAGUGCAUGAAAAUGGAAAGAUCUAAACCAUUCAAAUUUCAAGUUGAGACAUGUCUCAAAGCGAUUGCCAACAGCGAGACAAGUAUUAAAUGUGGCUACGAGGAAGUCCCAGACCAGAACCACACAGUGCCUCUCACGGACGUAGUUCCAGACCUUCUGCUACAAGAUAUUGAUUUGAAGUUUCUUUUAAAAGAAGAAGACCUCAUCUAUACAGAAGACAGAGCUAGUCUUCUUGGAAAAGGUGGAUUCGGAAAAGUGUACUCUGGAAAAUGCUAUGGCAAGCCGGUAGCUAUCAAGAUGUAUCUUUCAAACAAAGAGGAUGUAUUUUCUGAGCUGCGUCUGGAAGCAAAAUUACUUCAACAAUCUUACCACCCCUGUUUCGUUUGUCUAGCUGGAGUGUGCAUUUACCCAAUGAUGGCUCUAGUUUUAGAGUUAGCUCCACUCGGAAGUCUCAAAUAUCCUCUGCUGACAAAAAAAAUGGCAGUACAUCGGCUCACUAUCUUCAGAAUAGCAUUGGAAGUAGCGGCAGCUCUUCGAUUUGUCCACAAACAAGGAAUAAUAUUCCGAGAUCUCAAAGCUGACAACGUUCUUCUCUGGACACUGAAUCCGGAUUCUCUCUGCCACUGCAAAAUCACUGAUUUUGGUAUUGCCACCCAUCUCUCCCCAGUUGGCGUCAAAGGACUAAAAGGAACAAAAGGAUUCAUAGCUCCCGAAGUGCUACAUAUCGACAAGAGAAAACAACGCUCUGGAUACAACCACAAGGCUGACACAUUCUCCUAUGCGAUGCUACUCUACCAGAUGAUCGCUCGAACAAAUCCAUAUGGGGACAUUGCUGUACAAAGAAUUGAUUCUUGUAUUGAGACUGGAGAGAGGCCUAAACUAUCGAAUGUAAACGUUGCUCACUGUGCUUUCCUCUACCUCACUAAACUAAUGAUGAAUUGCUGGGAGCACAACCCCAAGAAUCGACCCGAAGAUGACAUGCUACUUAAAAACCUUAGUCAACCAGCUAUGCAAUGCACCAUGGCAGUUACUCCUGUGAAGAGCACCCUCUCCUUGCGCAGAGCCAUUGCCAUCACUCAAAACGAAUUGGCAGAAGCUGAUGUCAUUAGUAUGAACAGCGAGCUCUGGGUGUGCUGUGAUGGACCUGUUGGAGCUGAGGUAAACAUGUACAACACUCACACAAUGGCCAAAGUUAAAACGUGUGCUGUGAAUGACAACCAAGUGCAUGCCGUUAUCAAAUGCUGCAAUCACGUUUGGAUUGGGUUCAGAGUUGGAAUCGAAUGUAGUGUUAUCAACAUAUUCAGUAUACACGGCAAAGAACUUGUGCACAACAUUCGUAUGCGAGACAUUUCCGUAUCGUGCAUGGCUUGCACAAACGAGUCAGUUUACAUUGGUACAGUGGAAGGCUACUGUUUUCAAUUUCCGAGUCAUAUCGAUAAAGUUCGUUCAAUUGGAAAGCCAGAGCUCAAGUACAUAUCAAAGAGUACAAUUGACGGCAUAGCUUGCACUCAACAGUGUGUUUGGGCAUCACAUGGCAAUAACAUCUACUUCAUCACCUUCGAAGGCCUCAGACUUAUCGGAUCUGUGGAGAGAGAUAGUGAUGCUUUCAUUGGCCAACUAUCCCCCUCUCCGGACGGCAAGAUUGUCUGGAGUGCCCAACUCAAUGGAGGCCAACUACUCACCGCCUGGGAUACUGACCAACAACGCCAUGCCUUUGAUGUGGAUACAAGCAAGCACUUGGCAACAAUCUCUGAAGAUAUUCUAGAAAAAGAUAGAAUCAUCACAGCCAUGGUACCUGCUGAAGACUGUGUGUGGGUGGGAAUGGCCACAGGGCAUAUCCUAGUUUGCAAUGGUAAGGACCUCCUCACUUGGUUUCAUCCGUACACAGAGUAUGUUCGCUUCCUCACUGUACUUCCGUGCUCUGGACCGUGUGAGAUGGAGCAAUGUAUGGUCGCCAGUGGAGGCAAAGGCUUCCAAUCUAUGAUCGAGGAUCUUAACCAAGCUGUUGUUGUUAAGGACGACGAGAAAGGACAAGAACUUGAGGAGGAUUACGAUGGAAAAGGAAGCUGUCUUGUUCUCUGGGAGGCUUUCCACUCCAAAGCAUACAGACAAAUGAGUUUGAUUGAGAAGAACUCUCCAGCGAUGUUUGAGAACCAUAACAGCAUCAGCACAAUUAUUCAGGAAGGACAAUUUGUGGACGGCACUAACAUCUUGCAGAGAGAUGCCUCCGAAUCAGAUGACAGUGAUACCAUUGUGUACGAGCCUGAUCUCAAUGCUAAACCUUAUCAAGACACAAACUACGAAACUGAAACCGUUAGUACAGAAUCUGAUACCACCUUUUCUGAUCUCACUAGAUCUACAGUCCUCACAUGCACACGCAGUAGAGAUGUUUCAAACCCAACUCCUAGCUCUAAUUUUUCCAGUGAUUAUCUAGCCUCAGAAGAAGAAGUGCGGCCUGAGAUCGAGACUAGUGAUUACCUGGACCCAUUUGUAAGUGGAAGUACAUUCCGACCAAGAACUACCACUAUUGUGAGUAAAAGCAGACGAGUUUCUACUGAUGCAGUUUUUGAGAUAAAACUGCACUCAACAAAGCAGACUGUUCGCAUCACGUGCCCAAGCCCUCCCCAGCUGACAGUUUUGCUGAGAAAACUUUUGGCUGAUGCUUCCGCUAAUGAAAACGAUAGCAAGCUGGUGUACUAUACAGACACAGAUAAAGAGAUGGAGAUAAAAUCACAAGAACACUUCAAGAAGUAUUUGAUGUUCGAGAACAAACCACAACUAUGGCUAGCAACUUUUUCUAGAGCAACUCGUAAUUAGUUUUUAGUUUGUAUACUGUGUAGUGUGUGUUUUCUGUACUGAUAUGCAUCGUAAUUAUGUUAUUA
Molecule: messenger RNA, 6231 nt
Organism: Halichondria panicea
Lineage: Eukaryota; Metazoa; Porifera; Demospongiae; Suberitida; Halichondriidae
Product: leucine-rich repeat serine/threonine-protein kinase 2-like
Exons: 3
Coding region: 89-6166 (2025 amino acids)
Biological process (GO): protein phosphorylation
Molecular function (GO): protein kinase activity; protein binding; ATP binding
Source: RefSeq, a predicted model, not a curated record